AUGUUCGAUUGUCCAUUCAUUGCGAGUAAUUUCAAUCUAUCAUUUUCAAUGGCAACGGAUGCCAAAACAGCAAAGUUUUCAACAAUUUGUUUGUCAAGUCUAUUGAAAUCAUUGUUGUUCUUGUUAACGAUUUCAACAACACCAAUUAAAUCUCCAGAACCAUUCAAUAUCGGACAAGCCAACAAAGAUUUUGUCUUGAAAUUGUUUUGUUCAUCAAAUGAUCUAUUGAAAUCAUUCGAUGAAUAA
Messenger RNA from Trichomonas vaginalis G3, 246 nucleotides. RefSeq lists its product as uncharacterized. Lineage: Eukaryota; Parabasalia; Trichomonadida; Trichomonadidae. The transcript has a single exon. Bases 1 to 246 code for a protein of 81 amino acids. The record is from RefSeq and is a predicted model, not a curated record.